Messenger RNA from Wyeomyia smithii (pitcher-plant mosquito), 866 nucleotides. RefSeq lists its product as uncharacterized. The transcript is spliced from 3 exons. Bases 323 to 691 code for a protein of 122 amino acids. The record is from RefSeq and is a predicted model, not a curated record. NCBI's taxonomy places the organism in Eukaryota, Metazoa, Arthropoda, Insecta, Diptera, Culicidae.
UGAGUUCUGUUGGAAACAUUGCGGUCUGCAUAUCUUUUCGUAUACCGAUGCCCGAUUUUGUGGCAUACAGCAUUAAGGCGUUAUCGCCGCGAAUUGAAAUGGAAAAAACUGAUCGCAUUCUGGUUUUGGGAAACCCUCUGCAAAGUAUUCCAUAACGUGUCUUCGGUGUCGAGUAGUCAAAUUUCACCGGAACUGUCGGCCUGCUGGCAAACCGCAUAAUCUUCUUUCAAUAAUCCCAUAGAACUUACCCUUGAUCGAUUGCACCGAAGUACAGCCGAAGCCAAUAGAAGAAUUCAUACUAGAGCCCAAAAAAUGCUACCGUAUGCUAUUUAGUGGAGAACGCUAUCAGUUUAUGGAGAAUGUUAACGUACAUAUUUUCCGUUUGGAAGUGCAAAUGGGAUCAGACCGAACUUACGCCAUUCUUUCGCUGCGCGGAAAAAUAAACGUUCAGCGAGUAUCCAAACACUCCAAUCCGCAUCGUGACUGUAAGGAGAAAAUAUCGGUCAUCAGUUCGUCCUAUAUCAUUCCAACGUUUCAUCUUGGAUCACAGACCAACCAAAACAACCAACCAAUGUUGACAAACAAGUUUUACAAAAUUACGGAAAACUUUAUGAACAACUACGAUCUCUGUCUGCAGAACGUUGGAGUCAGUUUUAGUGUUCUCAAGCUAAACGGAGUAAUUUCUUACUAACGACGGAUCUGAGUCAUCCGAUGCAGAAAAUCUAUUCCCACGUUCAGAUCGACAUCGGUGAACAACGACAGCAAUAUAGUAUUUCGCAAUUAGUCUUGUCGAGGGUAACAUCGAAUAAUGACCGAUCAUCAUAGAUUUAUAGACAAUAACUUGCAUCUUUAAUCAUUUUUAGAGC